CAUCUUUUCACCUACAAAUCGCCACGGUCGAUCAUGAGCGUGCGAUUACGGUCACUGUUUCGAGAUCAGUCACACGUUUCCGCUACACAUUAGCACAUUCCCUUUCCCCAGAACGAGCACACCAAGCAACGCUUGCAUUUCAGCUUUACAAGAGAAUCAUCCUCGAUGCCUUCACAACCAAUUGAUACCGGCUGGGACUUUAGCUCGGUUAUUGACCUCAUCGACUCCGGUUCCAGCGACAUCCGCUCUCCAGCGCUUCGACCUGCAACACAAACCUUUACACCAGCAAGUCGAGAUGGAGGAGUACGCUUGGGUAGUUUCUCGAAGCUUUUCGAGAGCUUAGGCUUGCCGGAUACCCCUGCGGCACCACUACCGCCGCUCGACCCGGACUCUGAGCUAAGCAAUUCUGACGAAGCUACCCUACCGUCCCCCACGUUGAGGCCAGUGCAGACAUUGGCCAAACAUGUCGGGGCUACAGCCGAGCUUCUCUCAGAGACGCCGGCGUUGACAAAGACUCAGCGCAAGAAGGCUCGCAGACGCGCUGAGAAGGAGCUACUGGAAGAGCAAAACCGCAAGCGGAUCAUGCAAGAGACUCUCGAUCAGCUUGCCGAAGAGCGCGAUCAGAGAGCGCAUCCAGUGCAGCAUGCCUCUCCGCAAAAGCAAGCAGUCGAACUUGACAGCAAAUCAAUCGAGGACGCCGAUGCGGCUGAAACGCUGUGUAGGCCCUCGCGAACAAGCUCACGAUCGAACGUUGGGGCGAAAAUCAGGCCUGCAACGCCUGCACGAAAGGCAGCUGAAGAUGUGCACACUCAACAAAAGCAGCCAAAGACGCCUCAGCCUCGCCCCAGCACACUCAAACAACUAUCCACGGUACAGCCACCACAAAAAGCAUCGGCCAUUGUUGCUUCUACAGCGCCAGCGCCUAGUCAUGUGCAACGCGAAACGUUCGGCACUUCAGUACCGAGUCAAAACGUUUCUGCCCAAGUACAGCAACCGUCGCUUGCUGCUACGCCUCUACGCCACGGGCUUGUCCCACGAACUGUUCGACCAGUGACAGUACCCAGGGCAGCCUCGCAAAACGCUGCUAUUGUGCAGCCGCCGCCGACUACGCCAACGCCAGCCCCACGCGCUGUUUCGUUUAGCGGACGACGCGCACCUCUUGUGAUUCGCUCGAAGACGGAGCGUCAUGUCCAUCUGUUCAACAAGCUGAUGACGACGUUUCCCGAAGACCAAAAGUGGCUGGUGGCGCCGAUGCAGCUCUUGAAUGAGCGGUCGCGCAACCACGGGCUGCAUGUGUUUGUGGACGCGUCGAACAUUAUGAUUGGUCUCAAGGACAUGCUGCGGUACCAUGGGCUUCAGCACAACGCGUAUGACAUUUCGUUUGACAGCCUCGCGCUCGUGAUGGAGCGGCGUCGGCCUGUUGCCAAGCGGUUCUUUGCCGGGUCACACCGCGAAGCCAACCCGCUCCGGCACAUUGAGAAGAUGGUGGAGACGUCCAAGGCGGUGGGGUACGACAGCGUGAUGCAAGAGCAGGUGCUGAUUGUGCGGGAAGAUUCGGAGAAGAAGAAAUUCUUCAACGACGUCAAGAAGAUGGGGUGGCACAAGGCUCAGCAGAUGCGAAGCGGCAAUGGCAGUGGCAGCGGCAGCGGCAGCGACUCUGAAACGAGCGCGCCGGGUGUUGCAAAGACACGGGCAGCUCCGAAAUGGGUUGAGCAGGGUGUGGACGAGAUUCUGCAUCUGAAGAUGUGCCAGAGCAUUCUGGAUGCCGAAGAGGCGAGCACCAUGGUGCUGGCGACGGGCGACGGGGCGGUGGCGGAGAUGUCGGAUGGGUUCCUAGCGCAUGUGGAGCGAGCGUUGAAGCGGGGGUGGAAGGUGGAAUUGAUCAGCUGGGGACAGCAGAUCAACAGUGGCUACCGCAAGCGGCAGUUCCGGGCCAAGUGGGCAGAGCAGUUUACGAUUAUUGAGCUGGACGAGUUUCUGGAGGAUUUGAUUGAUACUGCCUAGUCAUUCUCUAUGUAUUUUUUUCUCUAUGCAUCUGUCUGUCUGUCUAUUUCUAUACAUGUGUGUGUGUGUGUGUUGUAGCUAGUGAAAAGUUUUGUUUUGUUUUGUUUGCUGUCAUGAUACCAUACUAUAUGACUAGUAUGGUUCCCAGGGGGAAAGAAAAAAGUUAUUAGUUCAUCUCAG
This is a messenger RNA of Exserohilum turcica Et28A, 2184 nucleotides long. RefSeq lists its product as uncharacterized. Gene Ontology annotation, biological process: protein import into nucleus. NCBI's taxonomy places the organism in Eukaryota, Fungi, Ascomycota, Dothideomycetes, Pleosporales, Pleosporaceae. The transcript has 2 exons. Gene Ontology annotation, cellular component: nucleus. The coding region runs from base 166 to 2004 and encodes 612 amino acids. Gene Ontology annotation, molecular function: guanyl-nucleotide exchange factor activity; small GTPase binding. The record is from RefSeq and is a predicted model, not a curated record.